Messenger RNA from Macadamia integrifolia, 1323 nucleotides. RefSeq names its product transcription factor MYB93. The transcript has 3 exons. NCBI's taxonomy places the organism in Eukaryota, Viridiplantae, Streptophyta, Magnoliopsida, Proteales, Proteaceae. Bases 84 to 1091 code for a protein of 335 amino acids. The record is from RefSeq and is a predicted model, not a curated record.
AGAGUAAGGUAAUCCUUUGUUCUGGUAGCAUCAGAGGGAGGCAAACUCAAACCAAAUAAUCAAAUUUCAGGAAUACAAAGACAAUGGGUAGGUCACCUUGUUGCGACGAGAAUGGCCUCAAGAAAGGCCCCUGGACACCAGAGGAAGACCAGAUGCUUGUUGAUUACAUUCAAAGACAUGGUCAUGGAAGCUGGAGAGCUCUUCCUAAACUUGCAGGUCUUAACAGAUGUGGAAAGAGCUGUAGAUUAAGAUGGACAAAUUACUUGAGGCCUGACAUUAAGAGAGGAAAAUUUUCCCAAGAAGAAGAACAAACAAUUCUGAAUCUCCAUUCCAUCCUUGGAAACAAGUGGUCGGCGAUAGCGACGCAUCUCCCGGGCCGGACUGAUAAUGAGAUCAAGAAUUUCUGGAACACCCACCUGAAGAAGAAGCUGAUCCAGAUGGGUUUUGAUCCAAUGACCCACAGGCCUCGAACUGACCUCUUCUCGAGUUUGCCUCAACUGAUAGCUUUGGCUAAUCUUAGGGAGCUUAUUGAACACCAUCCAUGGGAAGAACAAGCUGUGAGAUUACAAGCAGAAGCAGCUCAGUUGGCUAAGCUUCAAUAUUUUCAGUAUCUCCUUCAAACCUCUUCCCCCAUGACUAGCCUGAACAGUGUUACAGACAUGGAGGCUCUCAAUCUACUGAACUCAAUUUCUUCAAUCAAAGAAGACCCAAUUUUGAGUUCAGUCCAUAACCCUUCUCUUGGAAUUGGUAGCACUCAAGUAGUCCAAGAUUCCAUCCCAUUCUCUCAUUUACCAGACUUAAAGGUGCCUUGCAAUUUUCAAACGUCUUUGAAUAAUAGUGAGAUGGGCCAAAGUUCUAGCUUUACAUUGGCUAGCCAAGGAGAGGACACGCCUCAAUCUCCAUGGCUUCCUUCAUCAUCUCCGUCUCCUCCGCCGCCGCCUCCUCCUCCUCCUGCUCCGCCUCUAAUGGUAACUGAGACUUCAAUCAGCAAUCCAGGAGACGCAUGUAGUACUUCUAGCUAUGGAGGCGCUUCUGCUUCAUUUUGGCCUGAAUUACUCCUUGAAGAGCCUUUUUUCCAGGAGAUUUCAUAGUUUUAGAGAUGUGUGAGAGCCUGAGAGGUUUGGAGUUGCACCACCCCAUCGCUGACUAUAUAUCUGUUUGUUGUUAUAUGCUGUUUAUUUAUAUUUACACAAUGCAUCAUAUGUAUACACAUCCACACACCUUACACAUGUAUAUACCCAUACUUAUACAUGCUGUUUAAUUAAUUAACUGAUCAAUUUCCAAUUAGCUAGAAUUGGUUUUGAAUAUUUUUCUCCGUUUAUA